UUGAUCUCAUAAUAAUACCAGUCAUUAGGACAACCUUUUUUGUAACAUAAAGAUUAACUCAUUAGGACAAUCAUUCAUUUAUACAUAAGACAAUUAUAAAAAGUAAAGAAAAAAAUCAUUGCAUUACCAAAUUAAGAUUUCUAUAACUUACACAAAUCUUGGUAUUUUAUUAUCUAUCCACAAAAUUAAAGACAAAACCACUAAUUACAAAGGGAUGUUACAAAAAUAAAAAUAAAUUACCAACAUUGCAACUGGAUCUCAUAAUAAUGCCACACUAGGUUCCAACAUGUAUAUAUAAACAACCUUCCUCUCCACCAAAUAUUCCAACAAAGAAAAGCAACUAAGAACCCGCCAUAACAAAACUAUGAUGUCGAAGAAGAAAGAAAGCAUCGGACGACAAAAAAUUCCAAUGGUGAAAAUAAAGAAAGAGAGCCACCGGCAAGUCACAUUCUCGAAACGCAGAGCCGGUCUCUUCAAGAAAGCUAGUGAGCUCUGCACGUUGUGUGGUGCAGAGAUUGGGAUCAUCGUGUUUUCUCCUGCAAAAAAGCCUUUCUCAUUCGGACAUCCGAGUGUCGAAUCUGUAUUGGAUCGUUACAUGUCUCGAAACAAUAUGUCCUUAGUUCAGACGCAGCAACCGCAAGGAAGCCCUGCAGCGAGCUGCGAGCUGAAUAUGCAGUUAACGCAUAUUUUGAGCGAGGUAGAGGAAGAGAAGAAGAAAGGUCAAGCUAUGGAAGAAAUGAGAAAAGAGAGUGUGAGGCGGUCGAUGAUCAAUUGGUGGGAAAAGCCAGUAGAGGAGAUGAAUUUGGUUCAGUUACAAGAAAUGAAAUAUGCAUUGGAGGAGUUGAGGAAGACGGUUGUGACAAAUAUGGCAUCGUUUAAUGAGGCGAAAGACGAUGUGUUUGGUUUCUUGGACAACAAAGUGACGGCUCCUCCUUACAUGAACAUGUCUUCUGGUCUCUCAAGUAUUUAUUAUGCCAACGGAAAUGGUUGUUUCUGAUUCACAAAUGCUUUUGGUUUUUGUGAUUUUUUUUUUUGGUAGCAAUAGAAAGAAAAAUGAAUCAAAUAACUUGUAGGCUAGUAUCUUGCUAGCUGUAUUUUCUUUCUUCAAAUUAUUUUUGUUUCUUUAGCACCAUAGAGAUAAUACGAUAAAUGGAUUCAUGUCAACUUGUCAAGGAUCAAAUCUUUAUUAAUGUUUAUCAGGUUGAACUACUUGAAUGGUAGAUUAUAUGUUAAAUGGAUAUAUACCUUUAAAUUAUGAUUUUAAAAACUGAUAGCUUAGAGUUUCAUCGCUUGUUAGAGGUUUUUUUUUUCAUGUCUUAUGAGAUUAAUGAAAAAAGAUAACAAAUCAGGUAAUACAACCAAAAACAGAGCAUAAUCACUCCAAACCUCCUCAAUGCGGUUAUGAAGCCAGGCUUGACCUCCCAUUGCUAGGUAUGAGUUGAAACGCCCAUCUCUCGUAACACUUUGAGCAAUAUUUCUAGCCAAUGAAUUCGCUUUUGGCGUGGAGACAAAGGAUUUAUACUGCCAUGGAUUGCAGUCAAACAAUAACUCAAUAAGUCCCAAGUUGUCAAUAUGUAGAUCUCGAAGACUUUGGCUGGUCCAUAGAAAAUACUAAAGCUCAGCUGCAAUGCGGUUGAUAGUAGGAAAAAGAGCAUCCUGGUUUACGGCCAUGAAAAGAAGCUGCACGAGUGUAGUCCCGAACAAUCCAUGCUCCACCACAAAUGAAGGCUUGCUAAUCCAUGAAGCGUGGACAUUGCAUUUCAUCACAC
Arabidopsis lyrata subsp. lyrata is the source of this 1769-nucleotide messenger RNA. RefSeq names its product agamous-like MADS-box protein AGL61. Gene Ontology annotation, biological process: positive regulation of transcription by RNA polymerase II. The coding region runs from base 365 to 997 and encodes 210 amino acids. The transcript has a single exon. Lineage: Eukaryota; Viridiplantae; Streptophyta; Magnoliopsida; Brassicales; Brassicaceae. Gene Ontology annotation, molecular function: RNA polymerase II cis-regulatory region sequence-specific DNA binding; protein dimerization activity; DNA-binding transcription factor activity, RNA polymerase II-specific. The record is from RefSeq and is a predicted model, not a curated record.